AUGCUGCGCGACAUCCCGGGGGCACUGCUCAUCGACAUCCGGAGCAAGGGCCAGGCACAGGGCCAGGGGUCUCCGGACAUUGGUCCGGGUCGGUCACCUAUUCGGCUCCCAUACCAAGAGAAACCCGGGCGCUUCUUUGUGGAAAAGCUGAAGAGCGAGGUGAAGGUUCCUAAAGGCUGCCCAGUCCUCCUGCUGGACGGGGACGGAUCCCUGUCGAAGGCCAAGGGGCCUGAGGUGGCACGCGCCCUGGGCGACGCUGUCCAGGUGUAUGUCGUGCAGGGCGGGUUUGCUGGACCCCGGGGCUGGACUGAGUCGGGCCUGCCAGUCCGGAGCACCCCGGGCCCCAUCCCCUUCCCCAACCUCAGCCUUGGCGGCGUGCGCCUCCCCCUGGCCACCCUUCCCGACGACGGCUAUUCUCUGGCACCCCUGGGCGCCCUGCUGGCUCUGGCUGCCGCUGCCUAUGCCCUGCGCGGCCCCAUCCUGGGAGGCGCCCUGCAGCUGGCUGGAGUGCUGGGGCUGGUCCAGAUCUUCCUCACUCUGGCGUCUGAGCGUCAGAGGCGCGAUGCUCAGGAGGAAGUCAGGCAACUGGUGGAGGCGCUCGACCCCGCAUCAGCCAAGGAUGAUCUCCAGCGCCUGGCAGGCAGUUUGACCCUGGUCCCGGCGGCGCCUGCCAGCACAGACCAGGGCCUGUUGAGAGUUGUCGGUGGGAGACCUGCGACAGAGAGCGCCGCACCUUCCUCUAAAACCGUGGAGCAGCGUGUCACAGCUCCAGAACAACAUGCCAUCAAAUGA
Molecule: messenger RNA, 792 nt
Organism: Auxenochlorella protothecoides
Lineage: Eukaryota; Viridiplantae; Chlorophyta; Trebouxiophyceae; Chlorellales; Chlorellaceae
Exons: 4
Coding region: 1-792 (263 amino acids)
Source: RefSeq, a predicted model, not a curated record